AUGGCUGGGCAUAGAGUCUACGCAGGCGUAUUUGGCUGCUCGCGGCGACGGACGGUUCGGCUCGGCUUCGCCGUUGGUGGCUGCGUCGCCGUCGCCGAGCGAGCAGCGGGCGAAAAUACCCCGCCUACAUCACCCGGUACCUCUUGCCACCACGCCUCCACGUUUCUCUCUCUUCCCCUCUCCCUCUUUCUCUCUCGCGCGCGCCUCAGCGCUCCGCUGCGCGACGGCAGCGGCGGCGGGGAGUGCGGCCGCUAUCAAGAACGGCGUGCGGAACUUUUUAUGCCACGUAACCGGCGAUCAAUAUCGCGCUCGCGAAGAUUUCUUGGGCCGGGGCGCGUCGCGGAAGACUCCUGUUUCUAUGCAUUGCCUGCCAAAGAAUUGAACCUGAUGUUUCCAAACGAAUCUAGUUCACAUGAUAUUUCUAAAACAUAUGCCUUCAAAGUAAAUUUUAAUGACGCUAACGUAGACACUAACGAUGUGCCAGAAAGGGUAGCAGAGCCACCCCUGGCGGGCUUUGCCCACAGCAACGAAGCCGUACGGCGUCCGGCCUCAGCGCCGCCCGCGCCGCGCAAGCCUGCAUUUCCUACCAACCAAGUGCCUGUUCUAAGGGACACAAGUUCCCGCCCCCAUGCCGAAAAGCCGGUAAGCACGUGGGUGUGCCCCCGGCUGGAGCCCGUUGCAGCCUCUUUGGCAGCUAUGACAAUCCCAGCAGGAGGGCGUGGGGCCCUGACAGGCAGCGGCUUCCCCAACUCCACCACUACGGGGCUAGGCCCCAGUGAAGAUAAGGCUGAGGCUAUGAGCCAACAGCAGCAACAGCAGCAGCAAGAAGAGGGCUGCGGGGGGGACUGGGUUGGGGCAGGAGCUGGCCCCUCCACUAUGUCCCUUCCUGUGGCGGCCAGUGCAGUAGCAGCAUCUGUGAUAUCCAGCUCCGCACCCCCACGUCACGGCACCGUAGCAGAGCCUCCGUCCUUUGCGACUAGCCUCGGUGCACAGCAGGGCUUCAAUGCAAUGUUAGCCAGUCACCUGGGAUCUUCCAACAGCAAUAGUCUGUCUCGUCGAGAUGCACAAAGUCACCACAGCGAUGUCAGCUUUACUGACGUGGACCCCACCCAUGUCUCUCAGGCCAUUGAAAAUCCAAAUAAAUCAAGCAACCAAGUCCAAGAGGAAACAAGUAUGCAAUCUUGUGUGAACUUUCGUAGUGAAGUAGCAAAGGCUGAAGAGGAGGAAGUGACGACCUGCAGCGGGAGUGUGCCCCCAGGGCAGGAAGGGGGAAUCCCGCAAACCACUGGUGCUCUUUCCGAUCAGGAUAAGCUUAAGUUUAAGGCUAAAAUCAUGGGUAAGACUGUGAGUCUGCCCAUUGCAGCCCAGGGUGAAACUCUGGCUGCGACAAACAUUCCUUCACCAUGUGACAGCGCAUUGGUGAAUCUUCACGCAACAGUCCAGGGUAUCUCUGACAGUAACCCACCACCAAGCUUUAAUAAUCUUAAUGUUAAUGCUAAGAAUAAUGUAACUUUAACUAGUGUGGGAGAGGCGAGUGUAGGCCCUGCUUCAAAUGCUCGGUGGGGCAUCCCUCGUGGUUUGGGCCUCCGGGGAGGUGGCGAGAGCUCAUCAAGUUGGGGCACGCCACCGUCUGGAGGCAGCACUGCGGGAUCUGGAUGGGGUGGAAGUGGAGGAGGAGGUCAAACAGGAGGAUCCUCAAGCGGAGGCUCCCAAGGCCAAUGGGGAGGUGGUUCCAAUUCUGGAAACCAAUCAUCUGGCGGUAACAACAUGAACAGGGGCUCUGGAGGAGGGCAAGGACAAGGCUCCGGUGGACAGAAUGGAUCAGGUAAGAGGAAGUGA
Gryllus bimaculatus (two-spotted cricket) is the source of this 1839-nucleotide messenger RNA. The record is from the annotation of a GenBank genome assembly. NCBI's taxonomy places the organism in Eukaryota, Metazoa, Arthropoda, Insecta, Orthoptera, Gryllidae.